GGUGGGUUGUCUCUGACGUCACUUUCGGCAAUAUCCGCGAACACUCGACUGGCCCGAUCUCGCACGAACGGGUCAAUGUCUGAGGAGGAGGCAUCGAAAAACCCAAUGGUCGUUGUGGUAUUGUCGUGCUACUAUUCGACGACGAUGGAAAGUCGUCGCUGAUCGCCGAAGUAUCGUUCAAUAUUAUCACCGCCGCGUGGGUCUUGAACUCGCGGCGCUUUUUUUCUGCCACCACGCGGCUACGUCCAUCACAACGUCGAAAUACAUCGAGAAGGCUGCUACUAGAGCUGCCUUGCGUCGGUCUGUCCGGUGCCCGUGGUCACAGCAAUAGUGAAACAUAGAAAGAGAAAGAAAUACAGUGCCGAUUAAACAUAGGCGUUGAACGCAACAACGGCGACGGCGACGACGAUGACGACAAUGACAAUGACGAUGACGAUAAUGAUGACGAUGCCGAUGACAACGACGACGACUGCGACUAUGACUAUAACUUCUUAUUGAGACAGAGAGAGAGAGAGAGAGAGAGAGAGAGAGAGAGAGAGAGAGAGAGAGAGAGAGAGAGAGAGAGAGAGAGAGAGCGAGCGAGCGAGCGAGCCGCAAUCACUCUUUUCAUUCUGUAAUUUUGUGACUAUCCGACUUGUAUUGUGACGAAAUGCAGCCAGCGCAGAAAUUAGUCAAACAUCGAGGACUGGAAAAUGAAAAAUUGGAGUAGCUAGAAAAUAACAGAUUCUUUAGCGAAGAAAAUAGAGUUAUAGAAAGACAAUAGCAAGUGAGAGUGAGAGAAAAGAGAACAGAGCGAACGAGGCAGUAAAAAAAGCGUAAAAAAUAAAUCAAAGAAGUGAGAUAAGAAAGCGAAGGUAGCCGCGCGCCGAAUGAAGGAAAGCAACACGACGUUGAUCGUGGAAGUAAGGAUCCACGCCGUGCGACGCGCAUCGUCGGCUCAGCACAGCACCGCGUGGUGGCGCUCUACUACGUAAUACGUCAGCGAUCUCGACAACGACGGCGACGACGGCGACGGCGACGGCGACGACGGCGACGACGAGGACGAUAGAAAAACCCGAACCGCGCGAAGGAGGAAGCGGUUACAUUAGAGAAACUGCUGAAAACAUACGAACCGUUUCGAAAACGUUAGCCUAUUGCCGACAUUGGCACGCUACCCCUCGUCAUCUUUCGCGCUAACAGUGCUCCGCAGCGACGCUCCUCCCCCGCAACUUGUCUAUCGUUGGUUGGAACCGCGUUUCGAAUCCAUUCGUGGCUGCCGUUUGCUGCAUUGUCCGUGACAGCAGUACGAAAAGGAAACUAGAUCGUCUUGUUGCCAAGAAAGUACGCGUCAAUGUAUUGAAAGAGGGUGGUGUGCGACAACGGUACCACGGAGUGUGUGAAAGUGACCUUCUGGCACGGAAAAGGUGCGUUCGAAGAGCCGAGUGCGCGGAUCGACCGAAUUCGUUCGCGUCAGUGGUGUCGCUACGCGUGCUGUCGAGUGAAAGAAGAGGAUAAAUUUAUCCGUAAAAAGUGCUGUUUCUCCACCGGGUGGUUUCGCGCUGCUCUUUCACCUUUUCCACUUAAUUUUUUCCAUUUCCACUCUUCGCAUUCCUUGUCACUCCUUCGUUCCUUUUUCCGACUUCCCCUCUCCCUGCUGUUUGUCGAUCGAGCAUAGUGAUACGUAACGCAGAAUAGGAAACGCGAGUCAGUGAAGAAAGUGAAGGAAAGAGAUAGUGCGCGCGUGAACACGCUCGCGUACGAUGUGAUAAUCGCGUAUGCGUUUGUCAUUGAUGUGUGAGGUGGUGUUGACGACGAAGACGACGUCGACGACGACUACCGGGGCUAACUUCAGGCGGAGACGGAGGAAGAGGAAGAGUUGCCGGAAGCACCGGUCGACCUAACCUAGUCUAGAGGACGCAGGAAGAACAAGUGAGAAAGAAGGCGGCGGAGGCGGCAGCCCAUUUUGAGUGGUGGAGCGGAGGUGGUGAAAGCGUGGAGGCGGAGGUGGAGACGGUCGAGACAGCUUCAGAAUGAGCGGACGACCGAGAACCACCUCCUUCGCCGAGGGCAACAAGCCGCCCGCAAAUCCACCCCUUGGCGGUAUGAAGAUCAGCAGCAAGGAUGGCAGCAAGGUAACGACCGUGGUGGCAACCCCCGGUGCCGGGCCGGACCGUCCUCAAGAGGUCGCCUAUACCGACACCAAGGUCAUUGGCAAUGGCAGCUUCGGCGUGGUAUACCAAGCCAAACUUUGCGACUCGGGCGAGAUGGUCGCCAUCAAAAAGGUUCUCCAGGAUAAACGAUUUAAGAACAGGGAAUUACAAAUCAUGCGACGCCUCGAGCAUUGCAACAUUGUGAAACUCAAAUAUUUCUUUUAUUCUAGCGGUGAUAAGAAGGACGAGGUUUACCUCAAUCUAGUCCUGGAAUACAUACCCGAAACUGUGUACAAAGUCGCUCGACAUUAUAGCAAAAGCAAGCAAACGAUACCAAUCAGUUUUAUCAAGCUCUAUAUGUAUCAACUGUUUCGUUCUUUGGCGUAUAUCCACUCGCUGGGGAUUUGCCAUAGAGAUAUCAAGCCGCAAAAUCUACUCCUAGACCCAGAUACCGGCGUUCUGAAGCUGUGCGACUUUGGCUCGGCCAAGCACCUGGUUAAAGGCGAGCCUAACGUGUCUUACAUCUGCAGUCGCUACUACCGCGCACCUGAGCUCAUUUUUGGCGCUAUCGAUUACACUACAAAGAUUGAUGUUUGGAGCGCAGGUUGCGUGCUGGCAGAGCUGUUGCUGGGUCAGCCGAUAUUUCCCGGUGACAGCGGUGUCGAUCAGUUGGUAGAGAUUAUCAAAGUCCUCGGUACACCUACGCGCGAUCAGAUACGUGAAAUGAACCCCAACUAUACUGAAUUCAAAUUUCCACAAAUUAAGUCGCAUCCCUGGCAAAAGGUGUUCAGGGCGCGCACACCGCCAGAAGCGAUGGAUCUGGUAGCGCGAUUGUUGGAGUACACACCAUCGUUGCGUAUGACGCCUCUGCAGGCGUGCGCGCAUUCAUUCUUCAACGAGCUGCGGGAGCAGGGGACACGGCUACCGAGUGGCCGCGAACUGCCGCCGCUUUUCAACUUCACCGAGCAUGAGCUACGGAUCCAGCCGGUUCUCAACAGCAUGCUGAUACCCAAGUACAUGCAAUCGACCGCCGCCGCCACCACCACCGGCACGGAAGGGAAUCCCGGCAGCGGCGGCGGGGGUGGCGGACAAUCGGACACCACAGGUGCCACCGCCAGCGCUAGCGGUAACUCUAAUGAUAAUAGCGUCACUAAUCCUAAUACCACCGCCAACACAAGCACCACCAAUACGCAAAACAUUGAUCCCAAUUCAUCGAAUAUGGCUUGAGCCGCUUUAUUUUUGUUUUGUUUUUCUUUCUCUCGCUUCUCUUUAAAUUUAUUAAAGAAUCGGGGUCUGAUCAUUACGGUGAUAUAUGAUGAAUUAACCAUCUUCUGUGAUGAGGAUGCCUAUGUUGUAAAAUGCGAUUGCAUUGCGUCAUAUACAUAUAUGUAGGUAUAUAAGAUUUUCAUAUUUUCUAGAGCAAAAAUGUAGCGUAGGGCAGUGACGCAACUUGACUUUUUCGAUUGAAAUAGAUUAAUCCAAUCCGGUGUGACUUCGGCCCGUUUGGCAUGGAUUUCUAUUUGAUUGAAAAUGUGUUGCGCCAGAUUUAAGUUGUGGAUUAUAAGAUGGAAACCAAAGUAACACUUAUUCUCUUAUUCGCGUUAUAUAACUCAAAAUCUGAUUUAUCCUAAAUGUGAAUACAUUUUCAGUCAAAUGACAGUUUAUGAAAAGUGGGCUCAAAAAGUUUAAGGCUUGGAAAGUUGAAUUGCUUUAUUUGAAACGCUGUAAGGUUUUUUUCCGUUACUUUAAUUGUAUUGGACACAUGUUAUCAGCAUGUAUGGUAUCAGAAAGAUAACACAUAACACAUACUUCUGUAUGAUACACUAGGUCGAAAACUUAUAUCUUUCGAAUAUAUUCAAUUUUUAUGUACAAAUUUGUAUAUAUGUAGAUUACAACGCAUGCACAAAAUAAAUUCACAAGAGUGCAAGGAGAUUUUUCCUAUUCCAUUUAUAAAUAUUAUCAGAUAUUUUUUUUUAAUUUUUUAAUUUGAAAACCACACAAUAAGUUUAAACGAGAAAGAGAUGUUCUUUGAAAUAUUGAUUUAAUUAGUUUCAUUAAUAUUAAAAUUAAUUGAUAUAUUAUUUUUCGUGAGCUUAUUUUGCGUAUAGUACGGUGCUACAAUGGUUAAUACAUAGUUUUAAGAUAUAUACGAGUAUACGAUCGCACGUCUCUAUUCUCAAUUGAGAUUUAUUUUCAAUCAGCUGGUCGCAUCUAGAUUCAAGUUUUUCAAUCGAGAAUUUAUUGGUGCCAGAAAUUGAGAAUAGAGAUAUUUCCAACUAUAUAACUAGUGUAUACGGAAAGUUUCGAUCUAGUGUAACUACUCAAUUAUACAUAUAUAUUAUACAUGGUAGAAUGCACCUUGGCUUUAUAUAAGCCUAAUAUAUAACGUACAUAAUGACAAGGAAAACAACAGAUUAACUUUGUCAAUUUCUUUUAUAGGCGAAUUAAAAGCAGCCAUCUUUGAUGGUACAAUUGCUAUCAAAAGUCUAGCUUGUAUCACAGUUAUUGAAUUGUACAUACUGAUAAACACCGCUGAACUCUAUACAUAUUGGAACACGCCGUGGUUUUCAGGCCAUGAGAUGGUGGGAGAAAAGGGGUGAAGUAAAUGAGCUAUCUCUUUUGUAGGCACAUUGAAAGCCUUUGUCUCUCUUGAUGAUUGCAUGUGAUGAUCACAUUAUAACGCAUCUAUACAUAUUUACAAUUAUCAUCAAAGAUUGAUGUUAAGAUUUAUGAAUUGAAGAUGAAUUAAAGAUUAAUGCGUUUUUAAUACGCCUACGAAAUAUGGAAUUCAGUGGUAGGGAUUAAAUUCUUGUUUUGGCGAUUGUUUUGGGGAUUAUAUAAAAAGGAGGAGAGCUACAUGUAGAGGCUAUAUAAAAAGAAACAUAACUCAUUUCUCGCCUCUGCAUCAUCCCGCGCUGUGAAAACUACGGUGCAUUCCAGUGUAUGUAUAUGUAUUGCAGUGAGUGCAUCAUACAGUAAUUUGUGGAAGUAUAUGUCAAAGUAAAUUACUUUUUCUUUACACAUAUACAAUUUAUGUUUAAUAAAAUAAAAGUAUGAAACACCCGUUUUUUUUCAAGAAUCUCUUUCCCGCUCAUAGAUAAAUACAUAAUAGCUACAAAGCUCGCUCAAUAUAUCAUAAAAUUAAUUUCUACUGCAAAUAUUGAGAGAGAAUACGUUUGUAGAUUUAAUUAUUUAUUUCAAAGAUAUAGUUUUCAGCUUGUUUUUUGCCAAUGUAUUUUAUUCUGCUAGCGUGCAAAACGCUAAUUUACUUCGACAUAUGCGCAAAAAGAUUUUUACUUUUGACAUCAUAAGCAGUUAUGGCUGCUAGGAGUCUUAACUAUACUCCGUUGUUACAGAGUCGAAUUUUCUGUGCGUAUGUGCGCGCGCGUGUGCGUGUAUGAGGGUAUGUGCGUGUGUGUGCGCGCGCGCGUAGAAGCUGAUCCCUUUCUUUAAUUUUAAAUAACCAUCGAAUGCGUUUAUUCUAAUACAAGAUAAACUACAAAAAAAAAGCGUACUCUAUUGUGUCUAAUAACGUUCUUUACGUUGUCACCAUUUUAUAUUUUAAGACAGAAGCUGGACAAAAGUAUCGAUUUGAGAAGAAUAUGAAUAUCGAUGAAAA
This is a messenger RNA of Linepithema humile (Argentine ant), 5748 nucleotides long. RefSeq names its product glycogen synthase kinase-3 beta. NCBI's taxonomy places the organism in Eukaryota, Metazoa, Arthropoda, Insecta, Hymenoptera, Formicidae. Gene Ontology annotation, cellular component: cytoplasm; cytosol; axon. Gene Ontology annotation, biological process: protein phosphorylation; negative regulation of canonical Wnt signaling pathway; signal transduction. Gene Ontology annotation, molecular function: protein serine/threonine kinase activity; ATP binding. The record is from RefSeq and is a predicted model, not a curated record.